Molecule: messenger RNA, 1003 nt
Organism: Xiphias gladius (swordfish)
Lineage: Eukaryota; Metazoa; Chordata; Actinopteri; Istiophoriformes; Xiphiidae
Gene: il17a/f2
Product: interleukin 17a/f2
Exons: 4
Coding region: 457-894 (145 amino acids)
Cellular component (GO): extracellular region
Molecular function (GO): cytokine activity
Source: RefSeq, a predicted model, not a curated record
UAGGACAGAGCUGCUAAGAGGCUGAAAGAAACCCUCACCCUGCUCGUCUCUGUCGCUGCAGGGAGUUUCCCAAAGGUCUGGGAGGAAGUGUACGACCCCUCAUCGACAACCCUUCCCCAUUAGAAAAAUAAAAUAACCUUUCGUUUGAUCUUCAUUCCUGUCACUGGGCCGUGACUCACCCGCUUUAAAGCCUCCAAGCCUCACAGAAUGAUCCACUUUACACUCUGACUGAAUUAAUCUGUGAUCCUAUCAGUGAAGAUGCCAAUUUCUCUCUGCAUAUGACUGUAGUGAAACAGUUGAACCGCAGAGAUAACAGGAAUCUUCCCUCUCCUUUCCCCAUCUGGUUAUCAGCUCAGGGAUCUGCUGCAAUCAGAUCUGAGCAUCACACGUUGUCAUAAAAAGACCUGAAAUCAGCGCAGUCACACACAGAUUCGUGGACAAGACCACACUGACAACAUGAAGCUGAGGCACAGCAUCUGCAGUCUGCUGGUAUGUUGUAGUGUAUUGUGGGUAGUCGUCUCCUCCUCCUCCAGGGUUACAGCUCGUCCUCCUCCUCCUCCUGGAUGUGUCUACAAGCUGGCGUUCUCCUCAGAGGUCUCCUCCUUAUCUGAAGGAAACGGGAACAUCCACAGCAGAUCUCUGUCACCGUGGAGCUGGAGGUCGUCCACCUUGAAGAACCGGAUCCCCUCCACCCUCUGGGAGGCCGAGUGCAGUAGCAGCUUCUGUUUAAGUCCAAACCCUGGACACACAGACAAAUACGACCUGAAAUCAGUCCCCAUCUACCAGAAAGUCCUGGUCCUGAACCGGCAGAGGGGGCAGCACUGCUACACUACAUCGCACCAGUCUGUGGCUGUCGGCUGUACCUGCCUCUGGGCCAGAACCAUCCAAAACUGAAACCAUAUCCAUCUGAACCAACAGCCGAGAAUGGAAAAAAUGAAAUUCAAUAUUUAAUACUUGCUGAUUAAACUUGAUUGUGAUGAAUUGUGUGAUUCUACUCCUCUAC